AUGAAUGCACCUAGAAAUAAUCAAAUGAUUGCCCCAAAAAUUCAAAAGCAGUUGGUGAAUGCUUGUGCAGUUGAGACCACAAAUGUUAUUCUAGCUGAUCUUGGAGAUAGGUGGUUCACUUUACUACUUGAUGAGGCUCGUGACUGUUCAGUAAAAGAGCAAAUGGCAGUUGUUAUUAGAUAUGUGAACAAACAUGGAGAGGUGAUUGAACGAUUUAUAGCUAUAGUUCAUGUUGCAACAACUACAGCUGCUUGUUUGAAGGAGGCAAUCGACUCUUUAUUUGCUAAGUAUGGUUUGUCAGUGGCGAGAUUGAGGGGUCAAGGAUAUAAUGGUGCUUCAAAUAUGUCUGGAGAAUUUAAUGGCUUAAAGUCACUGAUAAUGAACGAAAAUCCGUAUGCAUUGUAUGUUCAUUGUUUUGCUCAUCAACUCCAGCUAGUGGUUGUAGCUGUUGCUCAAGCAAAUCAAUAUGUUUGUGAUUUCAUGUGGAUUGUUGGUUCGAUUGUGAACACAUCUGCAUCAUCUUGCAAAAGGGCCGACAAACUUCGACAACUUGAACAUGAUAGAAAAGUUAAACUUCUUGAAAGAGGAGAGAUUAGUUCUGGUAGAGGACUAAACCAAGAAACUAGUCUAGCUAGACCUGGAGAUACACGAUGGGGGUCUCAUCAUUCAACUUUAUGUCGUAUUGAACAAAUGUGGUCAUCUGUUAUAGAGGUUCUUCAAAAUUUGAUUGAUGAUGGUGAUCGUUCUUCUAAGGGUUUAAGUAGAACUUUGGUUGAAAGAAUGGAGAGGUAUGAAUUUGUGUUUAUUCUACUAUUGAUGAAACGUAUAUUGGCAAUCACAAAUCAUUUGUCAACCGUUCUACAAGAGAAAGAUCAAAAUAUUGUGAAUGCGAUGCAUUUGAUCAAUAAUGUGAAAUGCAAAUUGCAAAAGUUGAGAGAUUCUGGAUGA
Molecule: messenger RNA, 948 nt
Organism: Zingiber officinale
Lineage: Eukaryota; Viridiplantae; Streptophyta; Magnoliopsida; Zingiberales; Zingiberaceae
Product: zinc finger MYM-type protein 1-like
Exons: 1
Coding region: 1-948 (315 amino acids)
Source: RefSeq, a predicted model, not a curated record